Messenger RNA from Conger conger (European conger), 4924 nucleotides. Its product is annotated as neurogenic differentiation factor 2-like. The record is from RefSeq and is a predicted model, not a curated record. Gene Ontology annotation, biological process: nervous system development; regulation of DNA-templated transcription. Gene Ontology annotation, molecular function: protein dimerization activity. The transcript has 2 exons. The coding region runs from base 111 to 1190 and encodes 359 amino acids. NCBI's taxonomy places the organism in Eukaryota, Metazoa, Chordata, Actinopteri, Anguilliformes, Congridae.
UAGCACUCCCAAACAGACAGCCGCACCUAUAGGAGUCUUUGCUCGAGGUCCCUGAAGAUGGUUUAAUCACUAACGCCUUCACCCCUAAAGAGCUCCCGCGGAGAGCCGUUAUGUUGACGAGGCUAUUCAGCGACCCCUCUCUCUUGCCUGACGUGCAGAAAUACGCAGGCUGGGCGGAUGACAGUGAAAGCGAAGACUCCAAGACCAAGGACGAUGAGCAAGACCACUGCCGCUUGGGCGAGGAGGACUUGGAAGACGGAGAUCUGGGGGGGGUCAGCAGUCGCGCCCACUCAGAAAUUGCCGCUGAGGACGAGGAAGACGACGACGGCGAGGAAGAGGAUGGGGAGGACGAUAUGGAAGGAGACAGACCCAAAAAGCGUGGCCCGAAGAAGCGUAAAAUGACACCGGCGCGUGUGGAACGUUCCAAGGUGCGACGUCAGAAGGCCAACGCGCGCGAGAGAACGCGCAUGCACGAUUUGAACUCGGCGCUCGAUAACCUGCGCAAAGUGGUUCCUUGUUAUUCUAAAACCCAAAAGCUCUCAAAGAUAGAGACUCUGCGUUUGGCUAAGAACUACAUAUGGGCUCUGUCUGAGAUCCUCCGCUCUGGGAAAAGACCAGACUUGGUAGCCUAUGUGCAGACUCUGUGUAAAGGCCUCUCCCAACCUACAACCAACCUUGUAGCUGGUUGUCUGCAGCUAAAUUCCCGGAACUUCUUAACUGAACAGUGCCAAGAUGGGGGCCGUUUCCACGGGCCCAAUUCCUUCUCCAUGCACCCCUAUCCGUAUCAGUGUCCGCGCCUGUCCAGCCCACAGUGUCAGUCCGGCUCUAACUCGCAUUCCUUAAGGACCCACGGGUACGGUUCAGCGUAUGACUCGCUGUACACAGGCAGUGCCUCGCCCGAAUACAACAGCCCAGAGUACGAGGGACCCCUAAGUCCGCCUGUGUGUGUCAACGGAAACUUUUCACUGAAACAGGACUCUCCGGACGCCGAGAAAAGCUAUCACUACUCUAUGCACUACUCGGCUCUACCCAGUUCCCGUCAAACCGCUGCCCACAAUCUCGUGUUCGGAUCGUCAGGAGUGCGAGGCGGUGUCCACUCUGAAAACUCUGUCCUGCCUUACCACGACAUGCACUUACACCACGACAGGCCACCGAUGUACGAAGAACUGAAUGCCUUUUUCCACAACUGAGAAACCAGCAGACCCCCCAAUAUCAUAGCCCUUUUUUGUCUCAUUGCCAAUAACGACCAACCAGCGUGUGUUCUUAUUAUAGACCAGGUCCACUGUACUGCUAUUCCCAACCCUUAUACCGUCACAGUUGCACCACUGGACACUUAACAUGACAGAUAACGACGGAGCGAGAAAUCCCACGUCAUGAGAUUAAUUCUUUCCUUUUCUUUUUUUCAUGCUAUAUUUUUUCGAUCCCAAAUAAUAACAGUGUGAAAAACUGGCAUUGUGCCCAUAUUCAAAUGAGUGGAAAAGAUAUUUAAAACAGAUUUAAAUGCUACGUUAACAAUAACAAAACAAGUAUAAAUUGUUUUAUACAUCUCUAAUAUCACUAAUUUUAAAAUGACACGUUAAAUAGCACGUUGCAUUUCAGUAGUGAUUGGAGAACCAGUGUCUAGUUCAUGAUAAAAGACGAAUUCACCAAGACAACAAAUAAAAGCAAUAAUGGAAUAUAAAUUACUGUUACAUCUAUGCAAGAUAUAUAAAAGGGUUUACGUUGCAAAUAAUCUACUUACGGACCAAGUAGGCUACACGCUAUUUCUUAAGGUAACUUUCCCCAAAACAUUCAAGGAGACAAGGAGAAUCACACAUAACAAGGUAUAUUAUUGUUUUGGAGAGGGAAAAUCCUAAUGGAUAUUCAGUGAGCGUAUUCUAUAAGUAUUAAAUGAAAAUUAGUUAACUGUAGGCUACUUCGAAAUGCGAGUACUUUCCCGCUUUUGAUGUUAAGAGUAUUCGAAGUCGUUACAGUAUUUCUUAAUAAUUGCACACAUCGCUCAGUGAUAAUUGUACUGUGGAGGCCAUACUUUAAGGCCAAAAACAAAUUUUUUAAGGCCUAUUUUCUUUUCUUUUUUUUAGUCACGCAAAUAUGUGACUGGGUGCGUUUUUUAUGUAGGCUACUUUACCAUUACCAGUGUACAUAUUUUAAUGUAAUUUAGAUUUACAUGAAAACAUUUUAUUUAUGUCAACUUAUGAUACGAAGUUCUCUAACAUAUCAACUCUCAACUGUAGCGUGGACAGGUUCGUUCGUUAUCGGCUACUAUUCAUGUGUGCAAACAUGCCAGUAUAUUUAUGCUCACUUUGUGAUGAAAUUUGAGAUGAUAGCCUACCGCCACAGACCGCUUUAUUGCUGCGUUAUUAUAGUUACAAAAUAAAACAACAUUUAAUGAGUGCUGUUGUGUUGAAGAAGUGACUAAAAUAAAAAUGUAAAUCUUUAAAACAUGGUCUAAUGAGUGUAGACGCAUCUGAAAAAAAUACAUACAAAUUAAACCGUCAAUUUAAAUACAUUUUGUCAGAGUAAAUAAACUGUGAGAUAAGUUCAUUUUGUUUUAUCACAGGAAAUGUAUCGUUUGGCAUACUAGCUGUGCGUCAUGUUUGAAUAAAGAUGGAUUUGGAUUACUUGAAACGUCUUUCAAUGUUAAUUUCUUGCAGAAAUGAAACUCGCUGGAGGAACCGAAAAAUUGUCAUUAAAUGCCCAAACUAAAGCAUUCCUGGUCCCAAAAAUAGGAUGUUAUUAUUAUUAUUAUUAUUAUUAUUAUUAUUAUUAUUAUUAUUAUUACUACUACUACUACUACUACUACUACUACUACUACAACUACUACUGCUGCUGCUACUAACAACAACUGUUAGAAUCAGUGUGUUAAACAUGCAAUUUUCAAUGGCCAUAGCGUUUUAAAACAAAAAUAGGCCUAUUACAAAGUUCACACAUGAAGCUUUUUAUUCGACAAAGAUGUCAGUUUUACUUGUAUAAGUAAAACAAUUAGACAAACAUUCCGAUAGUAAUUUCCAUGUAAAGGUUUCAUGUAGUCCGUGUUAAUCUGUAGUAGUGCUACUUCAUAUAUUUAGCAAAUAAUACGCUUAAAAAUCGUAAUCAAAUUGUCCCCUCAGUUUCUUUUAAAGCAAAUAUCCCACAUGUGACAUAUGACUGCAUUGCAUAUGCGUUGCGUACGUAAUCUUAGUUUCCAAUAAUCUUCCACCCAGAUCCGGAAACACAAACGUUCCAGUGUCAGACCACAACCAUUUCAUUUCUCCAUUUUUUCGCCUUUUCAAUUUUUGUAAUUGAAAAGUUGAAAAGUUGUCUUUAGUAAGGCCAACUGUAUUAUUAUUAUUAUUAUUAUUAUUAUUAUUAUUAUUAUUAUUAUUAUUAUUAUUAUUGACAAUCAGACCUUGCAUGCUAACUAAUGUGGAGGAAGCCGUAUUUUGUGAUACAGUAGUCCAAGUGGUUUUCAAUCAAUUAGUAAGCAAUGUCAGUUGAGGAAGAAGAAACGCCCAGACUUUGCGUUGGAAUCAGAGCAGUGAAUGGUGCCAAUGUAUGCCAAUUACUCUUACGACAGGGUAUGGUACUGAAGUCAGAAAGCAUUAUAAAAAAUACAUAGGACAAAAUAGAUUACAUGUUUGAGCACUUUGGCUUGUGCUGAAUUGAAAUGGACCAAUCGAGGGCUUCAGAACCAGGUUGAGCCGCGAAAGCACCUGCAUAGCCUACGUUUACCAGAAUUGCUGGGAAUUACCAAAGGCUGCAUCAGGGUCUUUGUGAAUUUCGAAAAAACGAGAAUAACGGUUUCGACUCAGCUAUGUGCUUCUAAUGAACAGACUUUAUGAAGAUAAAGAACAAGUGUUUUGGAACGCGUGUGCUUUUGCAAGGUUGCAGUUCGACCGUCCAACAUACCUGCACGUGCAGGUUCUUUUCCCAUUUCGUGUCUUCAGCGAGCAGCAAGUUCUCUGUACCUUUGAGCACGUGCCAGAACAUUCUUGGCUUCAAAGGUGGACUGGAAUCAAACUAACACUAGGGUCGCUAUACACGAGAGAGAAAUUAAUGGGCUUUGUAAAUAUGCUGUUUUUGGGAAAAAAGAAAGAAAUGUCCGCCAAACUCUUUGUGAUUCGGUAUUUUUAGAAAAGCUCAGAAUCACUGGGGCGACAGGUAUACUAAAUCACUACAGACAUUGUACAGGACACACGUAUGGACAUACAACGGAAUGCCUCCACCAUUUAUAGAAAGGAAAUAAAGAGGGUAACACGGCAAAUAUUUACAUCAGACAUUUAUUCCUGGAUAUUCCGCCAUGUUCACAUGGAUUGACAAUACUUUGAGUGGACACAAAUAAGCAUUGGGUUACCAUGAAGAGAAUAUUUCUUGAAAUUACUGCAUAUAAAUAUUUAUUGAUCUGAAUGUACUACAAGAUUUGUUGUGGUGCUGGGGGUAUUUAAUAUUUCAAUCAGAGUAAUACUAAAAGUCUUUAUCUGUAUUUGAUUUGAUUAAAUAGCACUUUAAACCCCCCUAUAUAUUUCACUGCCGUCAAGGACAGAGCGUAUUGGCAUAGACGAAGCCAUUUUUUCCAAGACUGAAUCAUUUCCUUUAAGUAUUUUAUGCACAGUACUGUUUACUUUUUUAAUAUUUGUCAAUUUUAUUCCCAUUGUUCGAUUUUUAAUUUCAGUAUUAUUGCAUAACGUAGGCUGUGUGUAAAUGUAUUUCUUGCUAAUUUAAAAAUACAAACGCAACCAAUCCAGCAAACAAGUCUUUAUCCCUCAAAUACUUUUUUGACAGCUCAAACUGUAAAAGAUGUUUUGGGGGGCUACAACACUUUGUAUGAAGGGAAAAUUUCCGUAAGCAUAAAUGGUGUUUCAAAGAUUUGAUUUUAAUGUUUGAGUAUUUUGUGCUCUGUGUGAUGAAUGCAAUUACUUCAAUAAAUAUCCAUAAUUUAUAUAUA